UGUCUUGGCUUGCGGUCCACCACUGCUCAUCCCUGCUACCUCUCUCCGGUUAAAAAUCAAUAUCGUCGCCGUGCCUUGGUUGUUGAACAUUGCCAGAGGCGACUCUCAGUACAGCGGCUAAAAUCGGUCAAUCGCCAAUAGUCAAGAAUAUUGAUAUCUCAAAGGGAAAUUCCACAUGGAAACGUAACGGAAACGAGAGGGGAAUUAUGAAGCUCGUUUGCCAUGUCUAAGGCAGCAGUGAAGAAGCUGCAUUGGCGCUCUAAAGUGCAGGAGAGCUUCAUCCCGCUCGACGGGGCUUCGGGUGACCUGGGCGUGGCCGUUGGAGGCGGAGCCGACUAUGGGGAGUUCCCAUUCGUCACUGCAGCCCCUGGGGGCGGAGUCACGGUGGGCGACGUCAUUCUAGAGAUCGGCGGAACCCCGGUGCUGGGGAUGACGCUGGGGGACGUGCGGGGCGUCCUCAACACCUGUCCUCACCCCGUGCGCAUCAAGAGCGUGUCACCAGGCUCCACCCUGUGUAAGGACUUGCGGCUGUACCUCAGUAAGUGCUUCACGCCGGGCUCCAUGGAUAGCCAGCUGCAGCAGGUGAUCCGGGAGAACCUCUACCUGCGGGCCGUGCCCUGCACCACCAGGCAGCCUCGUGAUGGCGAGAUCCCCGGGGUGGACUACAACUUCGUCUCGGUCCAGGAGUUCUUCUCUCUGGAGGAGUCCGGGGCCCUGCUGGAGAGCGGCAAGUUCAAAGGCAAUUACUACGGCACCCCUCGUCCAGUUCACAUAGGGCCUGAGAGCCCCCCCAUCACCUACCAGGAGCACCGCAACCUGCUGAGAAAGUUCCGGACUCGCAGCAAGAGCUUGAGCCACCUGGAGAAGGCGACCGAGGAGGGAGAGAACAGUGAGGAGGACUCGGGACUGUCCGGAGGUUCAGCUGGAGCCUCCAGCCUCCCCGCCCCCACGCUAUCACCCAGCCAAUCGCGCGACUCCAGCGGAGGCGACGGCAGCGCCCUGGAGAACGGCUUCGGCAGACGCAGGAGCUCCAGGAGACACACGGCCCGCCAGAACUGGGAGAUGGUCUACAGCGACUCAGGGGACCCAUACUAUGUAGAUCACUCCAAGACAUCCAACUGGAAUGACCCUCGACCUGGCAGCAGGGAAAACUCCUUCAUCAAAACAGGCUUACCCGUGUUCACGGAGCAGCCCGGGGAGCUGAGGGGCUACUCGGUGCACACGCGGCUCUCUAAGGGCCCUCGCGGCUUCGGCUUCAACAUCGUGGGAGGAAGUCGGCCGCGGGAGUUCCUGCAGGUGUACAGCGUCACGCCCGGAGGCCCGCCCGCUCUCAACACAGCGGACAUCCUGGUGUACAUCAGUGACGUGUGUGUGCUGGGCUCGUCCCACAAGCAGGCGGUGGAGAUGCUGAAGACCGUCCCCACUGGCCACAGCGUGGACGUGGUGGUGCGCCGGGGCUACCCCAUGCUCUACGACCCCGACGGCUGCCCCAAGCAGCCCCCGCCCGUCCUGCCGGGCCCCCCGCCCCUCUCCUCCUCCGCCCCCCCCACCACCACCCAGCCGCAGCCGCAGCCGCAGCCCCACCUGCACCUCAACGGCCUGCUGCCGCACCACGAGCGCACCUACACGGGCAUCCACGCCCGCAGGAUGGCGCGGCUGAGCCUGGACGCCAACGGCAACAGCAACGCCUCGCCCAUCAUGUCGUCGUUGUCGUCGUCGUCGCCGCCGCGCGGGCCGCUGUCCUACGCGUCCUACUCCAACGUGGGCCCGGGGUUCCGCCCGCGCUCCUCCAGGGGGCUCCACCACCACCUGCACUACCAGGACCACCUGGCCAGCCAGAGCGACAGCGAGGUUGUGUCCGCCAUCGGAUCCCACAGGGCCUCGCUCAUCCGUAACCAUAACAACAACUCCCUGUGCGCUCCCAGCCCUCUGCGCCUUCACUCGGCCAAGUCGUCCGAGAGUGACCUGUCCGCGUACGCGCCGGUCCUCCCCAUCUCCCACCUGCCCCUCCCGCAGCCCGAGGUGGGCCUCCCCGUCCCCCCCCCACCCACGGGCACCUCCUCGCUCACCUCCUCCCCGGUGCGGAGGCCCAGCGGCGGCCAGAGCGGCAGCUUCCACCGGCCCAGGCCGCACCACGCUCUCCUCACGCCCCCCACCCCCGCCCGGGGCCUCGCCUCUGAGCCCCUGGGCUCCGUCGGAGGCGGGUCGCCCCACUUUGGGUUCAACGGUACGGGGAUGGGCGUGGGGGCCAGCGGCAGCAGCGCCGGGGGGAGCCCCAACAGCAGCAUCCCCUCCCCGGGGGCUAUGAGCAGCGGGGGCAGUGGAGGUGGAGGGGAGCUGGUGCCGGUGGCUCUGGGGCAGCAGACUGAGGUGGGGGGAGGACUGGGGUUCAGCGUGACGGCGGGGGGGCAGGGGGGGCGUCUGGCCGUGGUCAAGAGGGUGAUGGACCGCCGGCAGUGUGCCGGGCUGCAGCCGGGAGACGCCAUCGUCAAGAUCAACGGCGCCGACGUGCAGAGCCUCAGCUUCGCUCAGGUCCAGAGGGUCCUGCAAGAGCACACUAAGAGGGGAGAAGUCAUUCUGCUGGUGUACAGAGGAGGGUCCAUAUACUCCUCUGUUUCUCCAGCCUCCAUACGUCGGCACCGGCCCCCUCCCUCCCCGCACCUCUCCCGCGACCCCCAGGCCCCGCAGAUGGACUCCGUGGUGCCCCGCACCUCCCUGACCCCUCCCCCUCCCACGCUGGUGCGCUCCUCAUUGGUGCAGAGCACCAGCUUCCUGGACUCAGUGCCUGUCACUCUCACCAUGGAGCCUCGCGAUUGGAUGAGCGCGGACGAGGCGGGCAGCCCGCGGCCCGGCUCGCGGCGGAGGGAGGAGCGGGAGAAGCUGCGGGCGGCUGCGGUCACUCCGCCCGUUGCCCCGGCAACCCCGCGCGGCUACGAGGUGGAGCUGAAGAGACGGCCGGGCGAAGGGUUCGGAUUCGUCAUCGCAUCGCAGGACGUGGAGAACGGACGAGCCACCUCUCUCCUCCCUCAUCGUUUCGUGACGGUGCGGAGGGGAAGCCCGGCGGCCCGGAGUGGUCAGAUUCGUCCCGGAGACCGGCUGGAGGCGGUGGAGGGCCGGCCAGUGGUCACGCUGCCUCACCGAGAACUCGCCCAGAUCCUGCGCCGCGCCGGGAACACGCUACGCCUCACCAUCGUACCGCGUUCCAGCGCACAUGCCUCAGACAAUGCUGAGUUCGACACAAACCACCGAACCAGGAAGGGCCACAGGUCUCGACCCAAGGUGAGAGCAGAGCAGGACUCCAGGUACUACAGUGUGGAUCUGGAGCGAGGGUCCACUGGAUUUGGCUUCAGUCUGAGGGGGGGUAGUGAGUACAACAUGGGCCUCUAUGUGCUGGGACUCAUGGAGGGGGGGCCUGCCCAACGCAGCCACAAGAUACAGGUGAGUGAUCAGCUGGUGGAGAUCAACGGCGACAGCACCACGGGCAUGACCCACAGCCAGGCGGUGGAGCGGAUCAGGACGGCGGGUCACCACAUCCACCUGGUGCUCAAGAGGGGCAACGGCUACGUGCCCGACUAUGUGGAGCUUUCCAGCCUCUCUCUCUGUAUGACCAACUCCAAACUUGGCGAGCCUUGCUUCUAUGUCAUCGGCCGGACAGAGAAUACGCGGCCGUAAUCGCGCAGCAGCCUUCCCCUCUUCCUCUCUCCACCCCCCUCAGUCGCAUCUGGUUGCAGUAGACAGGAGGGGUCGGAGGUCACGGGCAGGGGAGAGGGGGAGGUCACAAAGUCAAAAGGUCAG
Molecule: messenger RNA, 3795 nt
Organism: Sardina pilchardus (European sardine)
Lineage: Eukaryota; Metazoa; Chordata; Actinopteri; Clupeiformes; Clupeidae
Gene: magixb
Product: membrane-associated guanylate kinase, WW and PDZ domain-containing protein 3
Exons: 19
Coding region: 223-3672 (1149 amino acids)
Biological process (GO): signal transduction
Cellular component (GO): cell-cell junction; cytoplasm
Molecular function (GO): protein binding
Source: RefSeq, a predicted model, not a curated record